Messenger RNA from Zasmidium cellare ATCC 36951, 831 nucleotides. RefSeq lists its product as uncharacterized. The coding region runs from base 1 to 831 and encodes 276 amino acids. The transcript has 2 exons. Lineage: Eukaryota; Fungi; Ascomycota; Dothideomycetes; Mycosphaerellales; Mycosphaerellaceae. The record is from RefSeq and is a predicted model, not a curated record.
AUGGCAGAAGCAAUCAACCACCUCUUCGGAUCCUGCGCCUGCGAACGAAACCAAUACGAAGUCAUCAUCCCCGCGCAGUCCGCCUCGCUCGCCCAGGUCUUCUUCGACAACACAGCUCUCUCCCGAAGAACCCAGGCCUCUCCCGUCACAGCAUGGCUCCGUGUGCCCCUCGAUUGGUACUCCAGCGCAACCAUCGCCCUCUUCCCAGACGAAUCCCACAGCUCGAUCAAACGCACCUUCAACACCCCCGCGCAGAACCCGACGCUCCCACCAACGAGGAGGCAGUUUUGCGGGUAUUGCGGGAGUCAUCUGACGAGGUGGAAUGAGGGACUACACGCAUACACCACGACGAACGAGGCGGGAUACCUAGACGUCACGUUGGGCUCUUUGCUCAAUGAGAGUUUGGAGAAGCUGGAGGCGCUGAGGAUUCUGCCGGAUACUGAUUCGGAAGAAGAGGAACCUUCAACAGAAGGCCUCGUCCGCGGCGGCACCAUCGACGACGAAGACCACAUCCCCACCAACGAAGACACGCCCUCUGGCGUGGAUGCUCCCGCCUCUCACCACCUCACGCAUAUCCGCACGGCGACUCGGGAAGCCACGCAACCCCCGCACAACCUCCAGAACCGCGGGAUCCCGUACUUCGAGGAGAUGAUCGCGGAUAGCCGGUUGGGCAGGAUCAAGCGGCGGAUGGGCGGACACACGUCCGAGGAUGGGAGGACGAGUGUGCAGUGGGAGGUCGUGGAGAUCGGUGGUGGCAAUGGGGAUGAGGCGAUGGUGGACGUGAGUGCAUCUUCCGAUGAACCGAAUAAGCGUGUCAAGCUUGAUCGCUGA